UGAAGUUAAAACAGGAACUGUCACAGUGCACUGCAGUCUCAUAGAAGCAGCCAGCGAACAGGUAGUUGGGCAGAAAGGAGCACGCGUGACGCACCUCUGCCAAGAUGUGGAAGGCAGCUGUAGGGCACAAUGUGGCUGUGAAGGAGGAGUCCCAAGGAGAUGACUGGGACACCGAUCCUGAUUUUGUGAAUGACAUCUCAGAGAAGGACCAGAGAUGGGGAGCCAAAACCAUUGAGGGCUCUGGACGGGCCGAGCACAUCAACAUCCAUCAGUUGAGGAGCAAGGUGUCUGAGGAACAUGAAGUCAUCAAGAAGAAGGAGCUGGAGAUUGGGCCCAAGGCCUCUUAUGGAUACGGGGGCAAAUUUGGAACAGAGAAGGAUCGAAUGGAUAAGAGUGCACUGGGCCACGAGUACGUAGCUGAUGUUGAGAAGCAUUCAUCUCAGACAGAUGCAGCUAAAGGCUUUGGGGGGAAAUAUGGAGUCCAGAGGGACCGAGCCGACAAGUCAGCGCUUGGAUUUGAGUACAAGGGCGAGGUGGAGAAACACUCAUCCCAGAAAGAUUAUGCCAAGGGGUUCGGUGGCCGAUAUGGGGUGGAGAAGGACAAGCUGGACAAAGCAGCCGUGGGGUUCGACUACAAGAGUCAGAGAGAGAAGCAUGAGUCGCAGAAAGACUAUGCUGUGGGCUUUGGUGGGAAGUUUGGGGUGCAGAAGGACCGUCAGGACAAAUGUGCCCUCGGCUGGGAGCACCAGGAAGAGUUGAAGCAUCAUGAGUCCCAGACAGACUAUGCCAAGGGCUUUGGAGGUCGGUACGGUGUGCAGGAGGACAGAGUGGAUAAGAGCGCCGCUGGCUUUAAUGAGAUGGAAGCUCCAACUUCCUCAUAUGAGAAGACCAAACCUGUGGAGGCAGCCUCCAGUGGAGCCAGAAGCCUGAAGUCACGAUUCGAGAGCAUGGCCAAGUCAGCGGAUGAAGAAAAUAGGAAGCGGGUGGAGGAGGAAAGAGUGAGGCGCCAGGCCCGGGAGCAGCGGGAGUACCAGGCAGCCCAGCAGCAGCAGCAGAAGCAGCAGGAAACCCAGGAGACUGAGGAGGCGAACCGUAACAAGCCAGGUCCCACACCAGCUCUGGAACCCAGGAGGGUUUGCAAAGAACCAGCAAUGCUGCCUAGUCCACAGAGACAGCAGGCCAGAUCUGGAACUGGACUCGGGAGGGGUCAGCAGCAGCUGAGUGGGCAAAUGCCUGAAGCACAGCAAGAGGCAGACGUACAGGAUGAGGAACAGCCCCCUGCACUGCCACCGCGGCCCUCAGACCUGGGUGAAGGUUCCAGCAAGCUGCAUGAGGAGGAGGCCAUCUAUGCCGACAGCGUGGAUCUGCAAGGGGACUAUGAGGAGCUGCCAGAGCCCUCAGACGAUAACGAUGGUGCUGACGUGAGCAGAGACUACGAGGAGCUGCCGGAGCCCUCGAGGGAGUCGGAGGCCAUCUACGAUGAGGGUGUCGAUACGAGCGAGGACUAUGAGGAGAUCCCCCCAGAGAGUGCAUCCAGCAGCAUCAGGAACAUUCCCUGCCCUGAAGUAUGUGAGAAUGUGUACGAGGCGGACGAUGCUGGGAUUUCUGCUGUGGCUCUGUAUGAUUACCAAGGAGAAGGUGACGAUGAAAUUUCCUUUGACCCCAAUGACACCAUCACUCACAUCGAGAUAGUGGACGAGGGCUGGUGGCGGGGGCACUGCCAUGGCAGAGUUGGCCUCUUUCCAGCUAAUUAUGUGAAGCUACUUCAGUGAGACCUGCCAUUGCCUGAACCCCUCUGUGCUGCUACCUCUUACUGCUUCAGCGCUUUAUGUGUAGCUAGGGCCAUGUUACAGUGAGCAGCUCAGCUCAGCCCAGCACACCUGCAUGAGAGAGAAACUAACAAGAAAUGACAAAUAGGAUACUGGGGGGCAGGCUGGCCCAUGUGGGAGUGGGGGGUGGGUAGGUAAAUAAUGGGGCAUGGGGCCUUUCCCCUCUUGGAGGUGCCAGUUCCAAUCCAGCCCCAGGGUGGGGGCACUGGCUGCCCCAGGGGAAUGGGAUACAGGGCCUUUCCCUCUAGGUUCUCCUUUAAAAUGAACCCUUGGCUAGCAAUCAGCAAAGUCUUCCGCAUGUACUGUGUGGCUUAGCCCAAUUCCAGGGGCACCUGUAUCUGUGUAACAGAAACCAUCCCAUGCAUGGCAGCCAUCCCAGAGACCAAGAGCAGAAUAUGCCAUGAGGAACAAAGUCCUUGUAACGCUCCGAGGGGUUCAGCUCAGGCCAGGGUAAGGCACAACGGCAAGUAGGAGAGGGAGGCUUGAGAUUUUGCUGCCUGAGGGUAAAGAGGACUUCAGCCUCCAGGAUGGGGAACUGGGAACCUUUCACCUGCACUAAUCUCAUCAAGUUCUCCUGUGUUGAAAGUGUGAUUUUGGCCGUAACAUGCUGUUCCAUUAAAUGGGAGAUACCUGUGCAGAGGCAGACAAUAAAGGAUAAUCUUGCUAAGGCCUUAGA
Gopherus evgoodei (Goodes thornscrub tortoise) is the source of this 2505-nucleotide messenger RNA. Its product is annotated as hematopoietic lineage cell-specific protein-like. Gene Ontology annotation, cellular component: actin filament; plasma membrane; cortical actin cytoskeleton. Lineage: Eukaryota; Metazoa; Chordata; Testudines; Testudinidae. The record is from RefSeq and is a predicted model, not a curated record. Gene Ontology annotation, biological process: regulation of actin filament polymerization. Gene Ontology annotation, molecular function: actin filament binding. Bases 105 to 1772 code for a protein of 555 amino acids. The transcript is spliced from 16 exons.